UUUCAUAUCAUUUGCACAUAUGUCAAACAUAUGUUAGUGCCUUCAUCUAGCGAAGAGGAUUCAGACAAUAGUUCGAAUGCUGUAGAAGAGGGAGGAGAAGUUGCCACGGAUGUAUUACAAGUUCCACUUAAUACAUACACAGCGUCUCAAAGCUUGCAUGGCCUUCCUAUACAAAGUCGCAGUAUAUCACCUUCUCAUGAGAUAAAUUCACAUAUUUCUUUGAAUCAAUUCAACAUUCCACGGAAAAUUGGCGGAUCAGAAACUGUUUCCAUAUCGUCUUCUACAAUGUUUAGACCUAUUAGUCCAAGUCCUUCUAUUUUGAGUGAAAAAGAUAGAAUUAGUAUUAUCAUGGAUGAAAGUCAAGAUAAAAGUGAAGAAGAGCAUAAAAGGAGACUACAAAUAUAUGUUUUUGUUGCUCGUUGUAUAUCAUAUCCAUUUAAUGCAAGACAACCAACAGAUAUGACACGUAGAUAUUAUAAGGUGACCAAAUCAGGUUUACAACAAAUUAAAGAGAGAUUUUCAAAUUUUUUGAAUGUAGACAGCAAUCUUGCUGUAGAUGAAGCAUUUUAUAAUGCAAUUCAACAUUAUUUUGAUGUAUUUCUAAAGAGUGAUCGAGUAUUAAAGAUGGUUACAACAGGUGGAUGUUCAACAAAUGAUUUUAGAGAAAUUUUUAAGGUUCAUAUUGAUAAAAAAUUAAAGAUUUUGCCAAAUAAAGAAGGACUAAAUAAAGAUAUGGCAUUAUCUGCCUAUAUGAAUAAAUAUGAUGCCUUAUUCAAAGGUGGAACUUCAUUUUCAUUGAAUGAAGAUGGUAAAAAAUUAUCAACUCAACAAUCUUUAUCAGCUUCCUCCCGUUCACAGCAUCAAUCAUUUAUGCAAUUUCAAACAAAUAGGCCUAGUGCAGAGACUGCAUUAAACAAGGAGCAACUUUUUGACAUGUUUCAACAAAUAUUAACUAUCAAAAAAUUUGAGCAUCAACUUUUAUAUAAUGCAUUGCAACUAGAUAAUCAAGAUGAACAAGCAGCCACGAUCAGAAGAGAAUUGGAUAGCCGUUUGCAGAUGCUGGAAAAAUGCACAAAAGACAGAAAACUAUUACCGAAAUUCGUUUUGCAAAAAGAGAUGGAAAUACUAUACUUCGACGAGGUGAGAAAACAGAUCAAUCAGCUGAUGGUUAACUUGGAGAGUUUACCUGUUUCUAAGACAGCUACCGAUUCCAAAUAUUCCUUACAAAAGUUCAAAGGAUACCAUCACCAUCAUAGAUCUACCGCCUCCUUGAGCAAAAUGGAUUUUAUGGAUGGUAACGAAAAUUCUUUGUCCAAAACAGACGUCGUGCUAUCUUUCAAUCUUGAAGUAAUCGUGAUGGAAGUAAAAGGCUUGGUUAAUUUAAAUCCCAACCGUUUGAUAUAUUGCACUAUGGAAGUGGACGGUGGAGUCAAACUCCAGACAGAUAUGGCAGAAGUUUCUAAACCCUGUUGGGAUAGCCAAGGCGAUUUCGUUACUGCCCACACUCUUCCUAUAAUAAAAAUUAAACUCUACGCCAAAAAUGUGAAGAUGCUAAAACUCGAAGACAAAGAACUGGGAAAAGUCGUCAUCAAGCCCACACCUUUCUCCUCAAAAAUGCCCGAAUGGUACAAAAUGUUGGCUCCCAAUGUUAAAACUUCUUCACAGUCGACCAAAGAUAAUGCCGCAUCUCUACCUAACUCAGAAUCUAGUCUCAAAAUCAAGGUGACUAUUAGGAUGGACAAACCGCAGAAUAUGAAACACGGAGGAUACCUUUACGCCAAAGGAAGCAAAAAUCUUUGGAAAAAGUGGAGAAAACGGUACUUUGUACUCGUUCAGGUUUCUCAAUACACUUUCGCUAUGUGUAGCUAUCGUGAGAAAAAGGCUGAUCCUAGAGAAAUGAUGCAACUAGAUGGUUUUACCAUUGAUUUCGCUCAAUCUAUCCCAGGUUUGGUAGGUGGCCAUUACUUUUUUACCGCGGUUAAAGAAGGUGAGAAUAUCGUUUUUGCCAGCGAAGAAGAGAACGAUAGAGCUCUCUGGGUACAGGCUCUAUGCAGGGCCACCGGUCAGUCGCACAGACCCAUUCCACCUAGCCCCUUAAUGAACGAUAAAGAGAGUGAUAGAAUAAGGAAGCAUGGAAUGGAUGACCUCGUUCAAGCUGAUCCAUGCAAAUUUGAUCAUAAUGCCUUAUUCACACUCGUUCAAAAAUUAACCUUGGAUCACCGGCUUGGGGAACCUAUAGCCUCUUUGGGCUGGUUCAGUCCCGGUCAAAUAUUUGUGCUGGAAGAAUAUUGCAGUAGGUACGGAGUAAGGGGAUGUAUGAGGCACCUUGGCUACCUGGAUAACCUUAUAACCAAGGCUCAAGCCGGGGUCAUGAUAGAUCCCACUCUCUUACAUUAUUCCUACGCAUUUUGCGCUUCCCAUGUUCAUGGAAAUAGGCCAGACGGUAUAGGUACAGUUUUAUACGAAGAAAAGGAGAAAUUCGACUUGAUAAAGGAAAAGAUUAGAAUACUUCUAGAACAUCAGAUCACAAAUUUUAGAUACUGUUUUCCUUUUGGAAGGCCCGAAGGCGCUUUAAAAUCUAGUCUCUCCUUAUUAGAAAGGGUUUUGAUGAAAGACAUAGUAACUCCCGCUCCGCCAGAUGAUGUUAGAAAUAUUAUCCGGAAAUGUUUAGAAAAAGCCGCGCUCGUUAAUUACACAAAAAUUUCAUCGUUUUCACAAACCGAAGUUAUCAAUUCAACAACAGCUCCCAUCAAAAAGAAGAUAGAUGGUCUGAUAAACCUGGCCGAAAUGUGCAUAGAGCUACUGCAGCAGAAUGAAGAAUAUCACGCUGAAGCCUUUUCUUGGUUCAAAGAUCUUAUGAUAGAGCACGAAGAAAUAUUUUGGUCACUUUUCGCAGUAGAUCUCGAUUCUACUCUCGAUUUCCUUAAUCCUGAUUCCUGGGAUGCUUUCCCCCUUUUUCAGUUACUAAAUAACUAUCUCACUAAAUCAGAAACACUUAACAACGGAAAGUUUCACCAACACUUGCAAAACGUUUUUGCACCCAUGGUCGUGAGAUAUGUGGAUAUCAUGGAAUCCUCCAUAGCUCAAUCCAUUCAUCGUGGGUUCGAACGAGAGAAAUGGGAGACCAAAGGUAACGGCUGCACAACAUCUGAAGAUAUGUUUUGGAAACUUGAAUCCCUCCAAACUUUUAUAGAACAACUUAAAUGGCCUGACGAAGUUUUCGCUAAGCAUUUGGAACAACGGCUUAAGCUUAUGGCCGCAGAUAUGAUAGAAUCAUGCGUGGCCAGGACUUACAAAAGUUUUGAUGCCAUGCUAAGUCGAGGCAAAAAAACUACCGAUUACGUUUUACCUUUAGAAAUUUGUACGAUGAUCAACGUGCUUCUCGAUGCUAAAAAUAGGAGUAUGAAACUAUGCGCAGUAGACGGUGCUGAUAUGCACCAAUAUCAUACAAAAAUUGACGAAUACCUUGAUACUAUACAGGAUAACAUGCAACAUUUAUUAAUCGAAAAAUUAAAGGAAGUUUUGAUGGGUGUUCUCCUUAAAUUAGCCCGUUACGAUGAAAAUAGUUUGUUCUCUUCCAUUCUAACGCUAGCGAAGCCAACAAAUGAAUUGGGCAUAGCCUAUGUUUCUUUCAUGCGAAACUGCUUAGAUCAAUUGCGACAGAAAGUCAUAGAUGACCUAUACGUGCUAAAAAUAUUUGAGAAUUGGUAUACGGCUCAAAUGAAUAUUAUAUGUGAUUGGCUCACUGAAAGAAUUAACAUAUCCCUGCAUCCCUAUCAAUACACAUGCCUCAUGUAUAUUGUGAGGAAAUGCUUUACAGAUUUUGAACUUCAAGGAGUUCCCGAACAAACUUUAAAUAGCAAAACACUUAGCACUGUUCAAGCCAGAUUAAAACUUGAGGAAGCUGCCAUCUCCAUCUCCCAAGAUGACAACAAUUCUACACAUUUUUUUUCAGAUAACUCAUAAAAAAUUUAAUCGAUUUUUCGCGUAAACCCAUAUUAUAAUAGCAAAUGAUUUCUUCUUGAACAACAUUCUAGCCUUAAUUAUUCCAAACUCUUGUUAAAUAUUUUAUAUAAUCAUAUUUCUCAACUGACUACUUACAAGUAUUUUUAAAUUAACAUUCCAGAUAUUUUGCCAUCCAUUUUGGACCAUUAAAUUAUAAAUCAUUACUAUUAUAAUUUUUUAAAAACAACUUAUCAUAACAAGUUUCAAUAUUCCAAAAAUUAAAUUUCCCCUGAUCUAUUUAUUGCUCUAUCUAUAUUAUGACGUGAUCAAAAAUCAAGUGCUUUUUUAAAAAAAAUAAAAAAUUUAAAACACCGACCAUUUUUACAUGUACUCAAACUUAUAAAUAUUAUAUUUGAAAAAGAUUCGAGAAUCAAAGUGCAAUAUCAGUUUAUAAAUGCUACAUGUUCAAAAUGUAUUAUCAAUUCUUUAAUUUUUUUAAAUAUAUCUCGCGUCUCUUGAUUGUUACAGAGUUUUUUAACUUCACAUUUGGUCGAAAUUGAGUUAGGGUUAAUAUUCUAAGAGGCCACCUAUUCCCCCUUACAGUAGACUAAAAAAAAUCAAUGAUUUUAAAUGUUUUUAAUGUAAUAUAAUUAUAGUUGUUUUUAUUAUUUUUACCAAACAAAAUGUAAAAUUGAUUGAAAUGGAGUUGGAACCUAUAAUUAUCAAGCAACAUGCUAAAAUUAUUUCAAUUAAGUGCAAUAAAAAAUCAAAUAUAUUUUAUAUUUUAUUUUUACAAAUUUAAACUUCUGAAUUAUAGCUAGUGUAUUACUUUUUAUA
This is a messenger RNA of Gordionus sp. m RMFG-2023, 4782 nucleotides long. Its product is annotated as calcium-dependent secretion activator 1-like. The transcript has 24 exons. Lineage: Eukaryota; Metazoa; Nematomorpha; Gordioida; Chordodea; Parachordodidae. Bases 31 to 3966 code for a protein of 1311 amino acids. Gene Ontology annotation, biological process: dense core granule exocytosis; synaptic vesicle exocytosis. The record is from RefSeq and is a predicted model, not a curated record.